AGGUUCACGACCUUUUCACGCCUCGCAGUUUCUCUCUGUGCUUCCGUAAUCUGUUCUUUCUUUUCUGGGCUCUUUGCGCUUUUCGUCAUCGCUUUAUUAUCGCCAUCUUUUUGUCUUGUUUUCUCCUUCCCUCAACGACUCCCACGCUUCCGCAGCCAUGACGCGCACCUGGGACAGCGUCAAGCCGUCGCAGCGCAGCCAGUUUCCGCACCCCCUGCUCGCCUUUGGCGCCAAACUGGGCCAAAUCUCCGAGGCGAACAAAGCGCAGCACGCGGCGGAGAGCAAAUCGCUCAUCUCCCUCGCCGUCGGUGACCCGGCCCUCGAUGGCAACAUCCCACCGCCGACGGAGCUGAUGGAGAAGUUGGACGCGGCGGUGCAGCAGGAGCGGGCCAACGGGUACAGCCUGAGCCACGGCUCGCUGAGUGUGCGUCAGGCCAUCGCCGAGUACUGGGCGCGCUGGUUUGCACCGUCGCUGCCGGCAGGCACGCUCUCGGCGAAUGACGUCGUCAUCUCCUGUGGCUGCUCUGACGGUCUGUCGAUGGUCUUGGGCGCCAUCGCGGCCGCCGGGGAGAGCAUUCUCCUGCCCCAGCCGUUCUUCUCGCAGUACACGAUGACCUGCAACUACUUCGGCAUCCAACCCGUUCACUACCCCUGUCUGGUGGAGAGGAACUGGGAGGUCGACCUGGAGGCGGUGCGUCGCAUCGUGGAGAACGAUCACGAGCACAAGAUUCGCGCUAUUCUCAUCAACAACCCGUCCAACCCGUGCGGCAGCAACUUCUCGCGCGCGCACACGGAGGCCAUUGUGCGCCUCUGCGCGGAGCUGCGCCUGCCCAUCGUAGCCGAUGAGAUUUACGCCGGCAUGACGUACAACAUCGACAACCCCGCAGCGGAGGUGCCUUUCACGUCUGUCGCCGACAUCGCAUGCGGCGCGACGCGCUUUGUGGUUGCAGGCGCCUCGAAGCGCUUCGGUGUGCCGGGCGAGCGCAUGGGUUGGAUUGUCCGCGUCGACCCGACAGACGCCGGCUCGGAGGUGAUGAAGGGCAUCUUGAACCUGUCCUCGCGCUACUAUAUCCCUAUGACGCCGUUGCAGGUCGCCUUGGAGGAGUGUCUGCGCACGACUGAUGAAACCUACUUCCGCCACGCGAAGCAGGUGCUGUGCGAGAACGCGCUGUAUUUGUUCAACGCUCUGUCCAAGGUUUCAGGCCUGAGCCCGAUGAAGCCGUCGGGUGGCAUGUUCAUGUGUGUCGUGCUGAAGAAGGAGGAGUUGGAGGAGACCAUGUGCGAUGGCGUGGCCUUCGCAAACGGGUUGGCGGCAGAGGAGAACGUGCACGUCUUUCCUGGGGAGGCGUUUCUUAUGCCUGGCGCGUUUCGCCUGACGCUGUCCCGCCCGCUGCCGGUGGCGGAGGCCGCUGUUGGUCGCAUCCGCGCUUUUUGCGAGCGUCACGCGCGCAAGUGA
Molecule: messenger RNA, 1456 nt
Organism: Leptomonas pyrrhocoris
Lineage: Eukaryota; Euglenozoa; Kinetoplastea; Trypanosomatida; Trypanosomatidae
Product: putative tyrosine aminotransferase
Exons: 1
Coding region: 158-1456 (432 amino acids)
Biological process (GO): amino acid metabolic process; biosynthetic process
Molecular function (GO): transaminase activity; pyridoxal phosphate binding
Source: RefSeq, a predicted model, not a curated record